AUAGUUAAAUUAUCUUUUUUGUCUUUAAUUAAGCCCUGGGUUCCUUUGUACUGGGUGUAUAAAUCAAGGUGUGUGCCUGAAAUAGGGGAGGAGUGUAGCGCUAAAGUAACUGUGGUGUCGAUGUCUCACACGUCUCUCCCACCCAGAAUGUCGAUUUCCCAUUUGUGGGGAAACAGUUCAACUUACUCUCGAGACCUGAAAAUGAGCUUGCCAAUGACGACAUCAUCACCUUCUGGUUCAUUUCAUGAAAAUAUCGUAAGCGACGAGCAGUGGUUAAUUUUCCAAGUGGUCAACAUUGUGGUCAUCUGUGGUCUCGUCAGUCUGUUCGGCGUGGCCUCCAACAUCAUCAACAUUGUGGUAUUUGCCAAGCAAGGCUUUCAGGACAGUAUGAACAUCAGCCUCAUGGGGCUCGCUGUGUCUGACCUGUGCUCCCUGUUGCCCAUGAUAUGGCUAAGCAUCUGCCUGAACCCACUCUUCUACAACUCUGAGUUGCCCUUUGACCCUAUGGAUCUCAUAAGCCUCACGGGGGGCAUGCCCCAUAUCACCUUUGUCAAAAUCGCUACUAUUAUCACCGCCUUCAUCACUUUCGAACGAUGUCUAUGUAUCGCUAUCCCUCUGAAGGUGAAGACGAUCAUCACACCGGGAAGGACAAAGAUAAUUAUUAUCUCCAUCUACAUUGCCAUGUUUGCUAUGGUAGUCCCCUUCUGCUUUGGAAACGGAAUUGAGUCGAUUUUCGAUUACACCACGAAUGCUACUGUGCUAAAAGCCACGUUCACAGCCGAGAGAGAAGAGUUGGAAGCCAUUACGUUUCUCUUCCAAGGCAUUGUUGCUACGACGUUUUCUUUCGUCUUCGUCGUCUGCUGUACCAUCGUUCUUGUCGUCAAACUCAACAGUAAAACAAAAUGGCGGCAGGCCACUGCAGCCAAGUCUGAUCGUGCAGCGGGAGGUGUUGGGGUCAAAGAUCAAAAGGUUGUGAAAAUGGUGACCUUGAUCGCUGUCAUUUUCAUCGUGUGCUCCUUACCUUCAACGUUUUUGUUUCUUUACAUGGUGAUCGACCCAAGUUUCCGUGUUGAUGGUGUCUAUCCAAAUAUGUUUCUUGUCGUUUGGUCUUUAUCAUCCCUAACCGAAGCUAUCAACUCUAGUGUGAAUAUAUUUGUGUACCUGAAAAUGAGUUCGAAAUAUCAAGCAGUGUUUAUGAAAACAUUUUGGAACAAGAAGGAAAAAUAACUUUUUGGAUACACGCUCACAAAAUACAAAUCACACACACACACACAUACACACUUACACACACACUCUCUCACACACACACACACACACACACACACACACACACACACACACACACACACGCACACACACACACAAAACACUCGGGAGCGGGCUCACCCGCACGUGCAUAUUCUCUCAAACAUUCUCUCUUCUAAAUACAUAUUUA
This is a messenger RNA of Aplysia californica (California sea hare), 1435 nucleotides long. Its product is annotated as adenosine receptor A1. The transcript is spliced from 2 exons. Gene Ontology annotation, molecular function: G protein-coupled receptor activity. Gene Ontology annotation, cellular component: membrane. Bases 121 to 1227 code for a protein of 368 amino acids. The record is from RefSeq and is a predicted model, not a curated record. Lineage: Eukaryota; Metazoa; Mollusca; Gastropoda; Aplysiida; Aplysiidae. Gene Ontology annotation, biological process: G protein-coupled receptor signaling pathway.